UUUUGAAUAGGGAAGAUGGCAGCUGCGGCAGUGGUUGAGUUUCAGAGAGCUCAGUCUCUUAUUAGUACGGACCGAAACGCGUCUAUCGAUAUUUUACAUUCAAUAGUCAGGCGAGAUGUUCAACAGGAUGAUGAAGAGGCCGUGCGUGUCAAAGAACAGAGCAUCCUGGAGCUUGGCACUCUCCUGGCUAAGACAGGGCAAGCUGCAGAGCUUGGAGGGCUCCUGAAGUUUGUCAGACCCUUCCUGAUCUCCAUAAGCAAGGCAAAGGCGGCACGACUGGUACGCUCGUUGUUGGAUCUUUUCCUGGAUAUGGAGGCAGCCACAGGACAGGAGGUUGAGCUGUGUCUGGAGUGCAUUGAGUGGGCCAAAGCUGAGAAAAGGACAUUUCUCCGACAGGCUCUUGAGGCACGUUUGAUCUCACUUUAUUUCGACACUAAGAGGUACCAGGAGGCUUUGCAGUUGGGCUCCCAGUUACUCCAGGAGCUGAAGAAGAUGGAUGACAAAGCUUUACUUGUGGAAGUCCAGCUUCUUGAGAGUAAAACCUAUCAUGCACUGAGUAACCUGCCCAAGGCCAGAGCUGCCCUUACGUCUGCCAGGACUACAGCCAAUGCCAUCUACUGUCCACCCAAACUUCAGGCAGCUUUGGACAUGCAAUCAGGCAUUAUCCAUGCUGCUGAAGAGAAGGAUUGGAAGACAGCAUAUUCUUACUUCUUUGAGGCUUUUGAAGGCUAUGAUUCCAUCGACAGCCCCAGGGCCAUCACUGCGCUGAAAUACAUGCUUCUUUGCAAAAUCAUGCUCAACUUGCCGGAGGAAGUCCAAGCCUUGAUCAGUGGCAAACUGGCCUUGCGUUAUGCUGGGAGACAAACAGAUGCACUAAAGUGUGUAGCACAGGCCAGCAAGAACAGAUCAUUAGCAGACUUUGAAAAGGCGCUGACCGAGUACACAAAAGAGCUGAGAGACGAUCCCAUCAUCAACACACACCUGGCCAAACUCUACGACAACCUGCUGGAGCAGAACCUUAUCCGGGUCAUUGAGCCCUUCUCCAGAGUACAGAUAACACACAUAUCAGAUCUCAUCAAACUAUCAAAGGGUGAUGUUGAGAGAAAACUGUCACAAAUGAUCCUGGACAAGAAGUUUCAUGGCAUCCUUGACCAAGGUGAAGGAGUCCUGAUCAUAUUUGAGGAGCCUCCUGUUGAUAAGACCUAUGAGGCAGCCCUUGAAACCAUCCAGAACAUGAGCAAAGUUGUGGACUCACUGUACAACAAAGCUAAGAAGUUGACAUAGAACAAACACAAAAGGAUGCUGCUCUGCAGAGUGGAUGUGUGUGAGUGUAUGUCUGCAUGUGUGUGUGGCCAACAUGUGGAACCUUUUUUUGUCAAGGCGAGAAGGGACAAUAUAGAGUAAGAAUCACAAAUUUCAACGGGAUUCACUUGUUCCAACUGAGUUUUUAACUCCUCCUUUCAAUGGACAAUUUCAUCCUUCUUAAUUUUGAUGGUUUUUUCCUCCCCGAUGUAUCUCUCAUCGGCCAACAUGGCCAUCAGGGAAUAUUGUACAACUACAAUAAAGUCUCAUAAAGUCACCGUAUAGCAUUGUAUAACUCUUCUACGGUUUAAGUUACAGCCUCUUAAGGUGCAAUACUGACCUCACUGUGGGUAAAGGGGGAACUGUGGGUAACUGUGGCUGUCUCCAUUAGUCCUCAUGGGAACAUAUAUUAUCCUGCAUGCAGGAAGAUACCAUUAGGAAGCGACAACCAGGCAUUUAUUACAUUUGCAUGGUUAGGGCCUUUAGAUAGUUCUGUAGCAAGCACAGUUACCAGCAGUCAGACCAAUCACAGCCAUUUUGUUCAGAUUGUGUAUUAUACAGUUUAACAUUUGCUCUGGCAGUAUACUUUUCAUUCAUUGUCUUUAAAUCUAUAAACAUGUUUGCUGUAUUAAGCACCCUAGAGUUGUCCUGUUAUGAAAAUAGCAUUACGAAUGCUAUCGUUUGACUGCAGUAGAAAUAAAUUUCUUUUUAUUCCACUGAACUAUAAAAGCUCCGCUAUAAAAGUUCCUUUUAAAAACAUAUGGUGUAGUUUCACCGGGUUUCGAAAGAUAUUUUUCUGAGGUUAUUUUUCCCAUGUGUUAAAACACAAGUCUCAUUUGAUUUAUGCUUUGUGUUGCAGGAGCGACACAGGCCUGACAGUACAUUAUUUUACAGAUUUUUUUUUUUUUUCCUCCAGGUUAAGAUUUCUUGCAUGUCUUUUGUGAUUUAUUUGGAUAUUUUAUACUUUCAUGCUUGCUUUUGUACCUAAAAUGGUAAGGUGUGAAUGAAUACUUGUAGAUAUCCUGGAAUGCAAAUCGCCAAAAAAAAAAAAAGUUUCACUUCAGAGGAGGUGUUAGGAAUUGAUUUGCUCACUCUCUAUUGGGAUGUGCAUUUUAAUUCUUUCAUUUUUUUUUGUAAAGAAAAACAUGACUACUAAACAUGUGAUUAUUGAUGAAUAUACCAAUUAACAUUUGACCUUUUGUGUGGCGGGCUUUAUUUUUCCUGUGUCGUAAACAAUACAAGCGUAAAUACAGGCCUUUGGCAGAGACACUGUUAGCAGAAAUUCAGAUGCAUUGAUGAAAUUUGACCUGAAGCAAACAGCUUCUGUAUCAUGCUGCCUAAACUCGAACAUUUUGCCUUAUUUUGCUUUAUUCUUCUCAAAAGCCAAGAAGGAACUAAAACCAUGCAGUCGUGUAUACACCCAUAAUAAAUCUGAACGGAGUGGGAUCGGAUCAGCAGGAGAGAUUUUGCAUUAUUUUGUAUAAAACACUGAACAGUUUGGCUUCUCUCUCUCCUCCUUUGGUUGUCUAGCUCUUGUAUGUAAUCAGAUCACCUCUAUUUGAGAUUUACCAACACAAACACCUUAUGUCACAAUUAAAUCAGUAUCAAAUGUGCAAGUGGUUCUUUUUGCCCUACAAUCACCUACCCAGUAUAUUUAGUGUUUCGAUGACAGACAUCUGAACUGAAGUGGAAAGCCCACACACAGUGGAUAAACAUUUGUAUUUAAUAAAACAGUUGAUUUUUAGUA
Neoarius graeffei (lesser salmon catfish) is the source of this 3049-nucleotide messenger RNA. It is a transcript of the gene psmd11b, whose product is annotated as proteasome 26S subunit, non-ATPase 11b. The record is from RefSeq and is a predicted model, not a curated record. Gene Ontology annotation, cellular component: proteasome regulatory particle, lid subcomplex. Gene Ontology annotation, biological process: ubiquitin-dependent protein catabolic process. Bases 16 to 1284 code for a protein of 422 amino acids. Lineage: Eukaryota; Metazoa; Chordata; Actinopteri; Siluriformes; Ariidae. Gene Ontology annotation, molecular function: structural molecule activity; protein binding. The transcript is spliced from 13 exons.